Molecule: messenger RNA, 1869 nt
Organism: Grammomys surdaster
Lineage: Eukaryota; Metazoa; Chordata; Mammalia; Rodentia; Muridae
Product: mediator of RNA polymerase II transcription subunit 20
Exons: 2
Coding region: 284-736 (150 amino acids)
Biological process (GO): regulation of transcription by RNA polymerase II
Cellular component (GO): mediator complex
Molecular function (GO): transcription coactivator activity
Source: RefSeq, a predicted model, not a curated record
AAUAGGCUUCAAUGAGCUUACCAUAUAACUCUUCUCUCAACACUUGAGAAUCCCCUGGUGUUCUUCAGGUAUGUUUGGCCUCUGUUGUCUGGCUAGCUUUUCCAAUUAGCUAGGCAUCUCUGGGAAAGGGUAGCAUUUAAGCAUCCUUUCUCCUCUCAGGCUGCCAGGGUACCAAACUGCCAGCUGGUCUUGUUUGGUGCACUUGACCUGUUCUGGGGUGUGUUGACAAGAGUCCUGAUGAUGAGUGGCCCGUCUGUCCCUUGCAGGCCAGGCUGGAAAGCUGAUGUACGUGAUGCAUAACUCUGAAUACCCAUUGAGCUGCUUUGCCCUCUUUGAGAAUGGCCCUUGCCUUAUUGCUGACACCAACUUCGAUGUCCUCAUGGUAAAGCUCAAGGGCUUUUUCCAGAGUGCCAAGGCCAGCAAGAUUGAGACCCGGGGUACUCGCUACCAGUAUUGUGACUUCCUGGUGAAGGUGGGCACGGUCACAAUGGGGCCCAGUGCCCGUGGCAUCUCUGUGGAGGUGGAGUAUGGCCCUUGUGUGGUGGCUAGUGACUGCUGGAGCCUCCUGCUUGAGUUCCUACAGAGUUUUCUAGGUAGCCACACGCCAGGGGCGCCCACAGUAUUUGGGAACAGACACGAUGCGGUCUAUGGGCCAGCAGAUACCAUGAUCCAGUACAUGGAGCUCUUCAACAAGAUCCGAAAGCAGCAGCAAGUGCCAGUGGCUGGGAUCCGGUAGUGACUGGCAGCUGCCUGCCUGCUGAGCUGUCAACAGGGUACUGUUCAGGACCAAGUACCGGACUUGGGGUCCUGGGCCCCUGUGUUCCCAGCUGUAGCUUGUGUUCUGGGGCUUUGGACUUCCCUUCUGACCCCAACACAGCUGUUUUUUUACUUCAUGCUUUAACUGGAUUUGGCUGGUCCUCAAGAAUGGUAAUUGUGAAGAAUGGAAAAGCUUGGUCCUUUCCUGCUGUAGGGCAAAAGGUAGGACAAGGUUGUCCCCGCCAGCGCUGGAGUUGUGUGUGUCCCCAGGUGCUGAAGAUUUGGUGUAGGCUGUGUGCCUGUGUUGUAUGGAGCUCUCCUUUAGCGUGAGGAUGUGGUUGGCUUCUCCUGGAGAUGCCUGCUAGAGUGUCACUUUCAUUCUUCGGACACUGAUGUCUUCCCCUACUGUUUUAAAUUAUGUGAACCUGCAGGCCAAGCGGCUGUUAGCCGAGCCAGAGCAGAGAGCUCUCACUGCACAGUCCAUGGUCUCUAAUAGUUGAGAAGCAUUCAGUUCCCCAGAGCAUAGCGCACUCCACUUGCCGUUCCAUAGUGUUCCUUGUGUCAUACUGUCCCCAGGAUGCUUUCCUUCCUUCCCACAGGAUCCAAGCAUGCUCAGUAGAUCCGUGCCCACAGUCCACUGAGGGAAGAGCUAGAGGGGUUUCCAGAGUUGCUCGAAUCACUGUGGACACACAUUCCUGACACCCAACACUCAGUUUUGUCAGGGUGCUUCCUAGGUUGUCUUCUUGUCUUGCUUGAGCCUUGAAAUUGUUGACAUCAUCGAUCACCUGCCUCACACCUGCUGCAGAAGCAUUUACCACGGAGACAGGCUUGGGAAAGCUGUUACUCUACAAGUGUAGGGUGUCAGUGAGGGGCCUGUCCUCAGAGCACAGCUCAGCAGACUUGCCAGCGCCUGUGUGUGCAGCAGCUCUGAGGUUCUGGUCAUUGUUGUCUCCUAGCUUUGUUGUGCAGGACAGCCCAUCACGCCUUCCCGGCUGGGGCUCUGUUAUCCCAUCAUUCACCGUUUCCUCCUCUUGCUUUUGUUGUCACUCUCUUACUGUUGCUCUGUAAAAAUGGAGGUGUUUUAGAUAAACAAUAAAACUUACAAACAUUACA